Messenger RNA from Asparagus officinalis (garden asparagus), 699 nucleotides. RefSeq lists its product as uncharacterized. The record is from RefSeq and is a predicted model, not a curated record. Bases 175 to 387 code for a protein of 70 amino acids. NCBI's taxonomy places the organism in Eukaryota, Viridiplantae, Streptophyta, Magnoliopsida, Asparagales, Asparagaceae. The transcript has a single exon.
GCCACCUCCUCUUCCCACCACCACACCUUCCUCUUCUUCUUUUUUUGCCUUUACCAUCUCUCUCCUUCCAUCUUUUACUUUCUUACAUCCUAAGCUUAGCGUCCCAAAUCCUCCCAUUAUAAGAAGGGCCUUUCCAUUCUUCCCAACAAGUUUCAAGAAAAGAGAAAUAUUGAGAUGUCGACGGACUGGGGCCCGGUGAUCGUGGCGGUGAUCCUCUUCAUCCUCCUGUCGCCGGGGCUUCUGUUUCAGCUUCCGGCGAGGGCGAGGGUUAUAGAGUUUGGCAACAUGGGGACCAGUGGGAUAUCCAUCUUGGUCCACAGCAUACUCUUCUUUUGUAUUCUCACCAUCCUCGUGAUCGCUAUUGGUAUACACGUUCACGCUGCAUAAAAGGAGAUGGUUUUAUCGAGGAACAUACUUCAAAAUUCUUUACUUGUUUCUUUAUGUUUUUUUUUUAAAUUGUGGAGAGAGUGAUUGUUCCUUGUUAUGAUUGGAUGGGGUUCUAUUCAUCAUUAAUUAUGUGUUUGAUGGCUACAAAAUUAUUGAAGGGAAAAAAAAAAAUUCCAUCAUGCAAGUGUAGAUGGAAGCAUAUGAUGCGUUACGAUAAGUGAAAAUAAGGGGACUUGGAAAAUAUAUCCUCUACUUUUGUAUCCUCUUAUUAUUAUUAAUGAUAGAGGAGUUCAUCCUGUCCAUCAUUUUUUA